Molecule: messenger RNA, 1917 nt
Organism: Ambispora leptoticha
Lineage: Eukaryota; Fungi; Glomeromycota; Glomeromycetes; Archaeosporales; Ambisporaceae
Source: the annotation of a GenBank genome assembly
AUGGGAGAAGAGAGACAAAUCUUGGAAUGCUUAGUUUCUUACGGAAGAAGCAAGAAGACGUUUUGGUUUACAAGUUCUCUUACGGAAAACUUGUGGGAUCGACUAUGUAAUGAAAUCAAGCAAGAGUUUGACGACUUGUUGCAAGAUGUUGAAACAGAUUCGAUUGAGAUAACAUUUAAAUCAGGUCAGAGGAUUCGCCGUCAGGAGGAAUUCGAAACGUUUGUUAGCAGCAUUCCCGAGGACGACAAUGGGAUUAAGCAUAUUGAAUUCAAGCGAGAUUUUUCCGCAUAUAGAAAGUUUAGUCAGCUCGAACCCAUACUUGGAGUGAAAGCGUGCGAUUUCACACAAUUACCAGAUUUAAGACUUCCUUUAGCGGUCAAUACCGAACCAUAUGAAGGCGCUAUUUGUCACGCAAUGAAGCAGAUACAGUUAAUUUUGAAUACGUCUGGAGUGAUAGAUAUAUGUAAUGAAAUGGAACGUUCAGUAUUCGUUGACACAAUUUUACGUGGUAUUGUUUCAACUUUUGAUAAAAAGCAGAAGGUUAAAUUACACUUGGAAUUUAUGGUGACUGGUCCUUACGGGAAAGGACGGACGGAUUUCACUAUCAACUGUGAGUGCACAAUUCUUUGUGUAACUGAAUCUAAACGCUUCGACUUGGAAUAUGGUUUUUGCCAAAAUUUAAUUCAGUUGCAAAGUGCUUGCAAGGAAAAUAUUCGCAAACGAAAAAGAGACGAUCAGGAGGAGGACGUUGAAUAUGUGUAUGGAAUUGUAUCAACUGGCGAUAAGUGGUAUUUCACAAUGGUCACUUCUAACAAUGAAGUUGCAGCGAGAAGCAUGCAGCCGAUAUCACUAAAUCUUAGCACGAUUGAGGUUGAUGAAACUCAGCUUAAAAGUGAGACACAAAAAUUGUUUGCGACAAUUCGUGCAAUGCUUGAUGAUAAAAUUGCAAGCAUUUCGGAGCCAUCCGCAAAGAAAAAACAACGAUUGGAGAAACUUUUGAAUUACCCGUAUAUGAAAGAUUAUUAUUAUUAUGGUUCCACCGAAUAUGACAAGUUGAAAGCAAUGAAUGGUGGAGAAAUAACUGCCAGUCGACGUCUCAAAAAGACAACGCGAAUUGGUCGCACUCACUUCGAAAACGUCAGAAAUCAUUUAGCAACGAAUGCCGUAAAAAAUUUUCUCGAAAACUAUGCUGAAAUUCAUGGACUACCAAGUCCUGGUAGAAAUGUUAAUCGCAUUACUCAAUCGCUUACACUUUUGCCAGCCGAAACGAGUUAUAAGUCAGUCUAUCGUGAUUUUAUUGCAGAACAUUUAGUUAAGGCUAAAUUAGAGAGAAAUUAUUACAACAAAAAUACGAAGUUAGCAGAACAACAGAGAAAUAUUGGUAAACAAGCAGUUUAUAACAAGAGUCUGCGUAAAGUGCAUUUAUUUGGUAUUCAAGAUGAAGCAGUACGCGAUGAAGACGAAAUUAUCGGCAAAGGUCCUAAUGGCACACUGAGCCUGAUAUUCGAUGGAAUUAAGAGAUUAAAUAAAGUAAUUUGCGGCUAUUAUGAAAGUAUUGAAUUAAAUUUCAUGGUUGAUGGUAGUUUUGGAUUGGUUAAAAAACUAUAUCGCAAAACAAUGGUAAAUUGUGUGAACGAUAUUGUUGAAGUUGUGAAAAAAUCGAGUACAACUGGAUUAAAUAAGGCUCAGCGUUAUGACAGCGGAAAAGGCUUUCAAUACUUAGAUUUUAACUCUGUGUUGGGAAUUUUCUUUAAGAAAUUGAGUGGUUUACAAAAGUAUCAGCAUUUUGUAUUUGAAGCAGCCAAUCCUGAAGUUGUCAAAGCUCAGAUGGUUGUUAAUGAUGCUUUUACUGAAUUUAAUUUAUUAAAAACCAGAAAAGCAAACGUUUCUGAAAUUACCAAAGAAAUUCCAUCUUAG